Acanthochromis polyacanthus (spiny chromis) is the source of this 9500-nucleotide messenger RNA. RefSeq names its product protein tyrosine phosphatase receptor type Db (gene ptprdb). Gene Ontology annotation, molecular function: protein binding; protein tyrosine phosphatase activity. Lineage: Eukaryota; Metazoa; Chordata; Actinopteri; Pomacentridae. Gene Ontology annotation, biological process: protein dephosphorylation. The record is from RefSeq and is a predicted model, not a curated record.
UUGAGACGGGACUGUGGGACCGCAUCCGAUCGCUUGUCUUCAACUUGGGGUGAAGAAAGACACGGGAAACUCCUCGGGAUUCUCCGUACACCGAGCGCUGAUCCGGAUAUUGUGUUUGACGUGCUGAAGUGCUUCUUUAGGAGAAUUCUGGGGAGAUUUCUUACUCUUUCAUUCCUCAAGGAUGAAGCAGCACAGUGGACCUGUGUACUGAAUCAGCUCCCACUUUUAAACUUCAUGUUCCACGAUGAACCAUGAGCAAAGGUUGUGAGGGCCUGUUUCUAUCGUCCUGUUGUACAGUGAGGCAGUGAGCUCACGGUGGAUACAGCAUGCAUGUGUCGACAUAUCCCAGGAUGAACUCUGCCAGUCCAGGCCUACUCCUCCUCAGCUUCCUCUUCCUCGCCGAUGCUGACUCACCCCCCAGAUUCACACGAACCCCAGAAGACCAAACAGGAGUCCAGGGGGGAGUAGCUUCCUUUGUGUGCCAGGCCUCCGGGGAACCGCAGCCCAAGAUUGUCUGGAACAAGAAGGGCAAGAAAGUCAGCAACCAAAGAUUUGAGGUAAUAGAGUUUGACGAUGGAUCCGGCUCGGUCCUGAGGAUUCAGCCGCUGAGAACCCCCAGAGAUGAGGCAAUUUAUGAAUGUCACGCCUCCAACUCAGCAGGAGAGAUUACUGCCUCCACCAGACUCAGCGUGUUAAGAGAGGACCAGCUGCCCUCGGGGUUUCCCACCAUUGACAUGGGUCCCCAGCUGAAAGUGGUGGAGCGUUCUCGGACCGCCACCAUGCUCUGUGCUGCUAGCGGCAACCCUGACCCAGAAAUUACCUGGUUCAAGGAUUUCCUGCCGGUCAACACAUCCAAUAACAACGGACGCAUCAAGCAGCUCCGCUCAGGUGGCACGCCCAUACGAGGUGCCCUCCAGAUAGAGAUGAGUGAGGAGUCAGACCAAGGGAAAUAUGAGUGUGUUGCCACCAACAGCGAUGGGACACGCUAUUCUACCCCAGCUAAUCUCUAUGUCAGAGAGCUUCGAGAAGUGCGUCGUGUCCCUCCUCGCUUCUCCAUCCCCCCAGCCGACAGCGAGAUCAUGCCAGGGGGAAAUGUCAACAUCACCUGCGUGGCGGUUGGCUCGCCGAUGCCCUACGUGAAGUGGAUGCUGGGAGCAGAAGACCUGACGCCUGAGGAUGACAUGCCCAUCGGCCGAAACGUCCUGGAGCUGACUGACGUACGUCAGUCCAACAAUUACACCUGUGUUGCCAUGUCAACGCUUGGUGUGAUUGAGGCGGUCGCACAGAUUAUUGUGAAAGCUCUGCCAAAGGCUCCUGGCACCCCUGUGGUGACGGAGAGAACUGCAACAAGUAUUACUCUUACCUGGGAUUCUGGAAACCCUGAACCUGUCUCCUAUUACAUCAUACAGCAUCGUGCCAAAGGCUCAGAGGACCCCUAUAAAGAGAUUGAUGGCAUUGCCACAACACGCUACAGCGUGGGCGGCCUCAGCCCUUACUCCCACUAUGACUUCCGGGUGGCAGCUGUCAACACCAUUGGCCAGGGCCCCUCUAGCGACGUGGUGGAGGCCCGCACAGCGGAACAGGCCCCCUCCUCUCCUCCACGACAGGUCAUAGGCCGGAUGCUGAGCGCCACAACAGCAAUGAUCCACUGGGAUGAGCCAGAGGAACCUAACGGCCAGGUGGUCGGCUACAGAGUGUACUACACCUCUGAUAACACACUGCCUGUCAACCAGUGGGAGAAGCAGAUGGUGCGCAGCGCCAACUUCAUCACCAUCCAGGAUUUGACUCCUAACAAGACUUAUUAUAUCAGAGUGCUGGCCUUCACCUCUGUAGGAGACGGGCCCUUGUCACAGGAUCUGCAGAUUAUAGCCAAGACUGGAGUUCCAUCACAACCUUCAGAAUUUAAGGGUGAAGCCAAGUCUGAGACCAGUAUCCUGUUGUCCUGGGUGGCCCCCACACCUCAGGGCGGCCCAGACAACCAGAUCACAGGAUAUGAACUGGUUUACCGAAGGGCGGAUGACUCAGAGGAGAAGAAAGUGACCUUUGAGCCGACCGCCUCCUACCUACUGAAGAACCUGAAGCCCUUCUCCACCUACACCUUCCAGCUGGCUGCCAAAAGCAAAAACGGAAUCGGGGCUUAUACCAAUGAAGUUUCCAUUGACACACCGCAGACACUUCCUUCAGCACCUCCCCAGGACAUCACAUGCACCAGUCCCAGUUCUACCAGCAUCCUGGUAAGUUGGGCUCCCCCUCCUCUGGAGUUUCAGAACGGCAUCAUUACGGGAUACUCCAUCCAGUACUCCACCACAGAAGGCAACAAAACGACUGAAAGGAUUGAUGGAAUUCCUCCAGAAAGUUCUCCGUAUCUCCUGGAAUACCUUGAGAAAUGGACUGAGUAUGGCAUAACAGUACGGGCAUACACGGAAGCUGGGGAAGGACCAGAAAGUUUACAGCUGCUUAUCCGCACCGAGGAAGAUGUUCCAAGUGGUCCUCCGCGAGGGGUGGAGGCAGAGACUGUGAACGCCUCGGCUGUUAGGGUGAAAUGGCGAGCACCGGCACCCGAACGGCAGCAUGGUCAAGUCCGAGGCUACCAAGUCCAUUAUGUGAGGAUGAAUUACGGAGAACCUCAGGGUCAGCCCUCCAUCAAGGACAUCCUCAUAGAUGACUCACAGUGGGAAUAUGGCGACUCGACUGAAUAUGAGGUGGUGCUCGGAGACCUGAAGGCAGACACCUCCUACUCUGUAUCAGUGGGGGCUUACACCGCCAAGGGUGAUGGUGCUCGCAGCAAACCUGUUAGUGUGUGCACCGCCAUGCCAUUGCCCGAGAAACCCAAACUGAUGGUGAGUGCCACUGAUUCAGGUACUGCUCUGCUUCAGUGGUACCCAGCUCCCAACCCACCAACCCCACUCCUGGGGUACCGCCUCACCUUCGGCCGUGUCGACGUCCUUCCCUUCACCGUGGUGGAAUUUCCCACAAAGGAAAACCGCUACACUGCCCAGGAUAUUUACAAGGGAGCUAACUAUGUGUUCAGACUCUCUGCCCGUAACAUGGGCUACGGAGAGGAGGCCAUAAAAGAGGUGACCACUCCUGAAGAUGCACCAAGUGGAUACCCAGAAAAUAUUAUCUCAGAGGAGGCUUCUGCCAACUCGCUUUGGCUGGCAUGGAAAUCAGUCCCACUAGUUGAGCAAAAUGGGAAAAUUACGAAAUACUCUGUGUUGUACAAGGAUAUAAACAGUCGAGGAAAUGCCUCUGAGGUUGUGGUGCCCACUCCAAAGUCGAGUGUUUUGUUGGAAGGUCUGAGUGCCGAUACUGUGUAUGAUGUCAGGGUGUGUGCGUUCACAGCUGUCGGUCCGGGGCCCUACAGCCCAAGUGUCCAGUUUAGGACGCAGCGGUUAGACCAAGUUUUUGCCACCAACUUCAGAGUAAAGGCAGCCAUGAAAAACUCUGUGUUGCUGUCCUGGGAGAUCCGAGACAAGAACCCUGCUCAGCCAUUCACAAUCCUGUAUGGAAAGGGUCAGUCCGUGGAAGUGGACGGCAAGCAGACCCAGAAGCUGAUCACUGGCUUGGAGCCGGACACUCAGUACUCUUUUCUGCUCACCAACCGGGCAAACAGCGCUGGGGGUCUGCAGCACCGCGUCACCGCCACCACCGCUCCAGACAUCCUGAAAACCAAACCCACUGUGGUGGGGAAGACCAACGCAGACGGCAUGGUGACUGUGCAGCUCCCAACUGUGCAGACCACAGCAAAAGUCAGAGGUUACUAUGUGGUGGUGGUGCCGCUGAAGAAACAGAGAGGAGGGAAGUUCCUGAAUCCCUGGGAGGAGCCCGAUCAGAUGAACUUGGAUGAGCUCCUCAAAGAGAUCAACAGAACCAGUAUCAGUCGUGCCCUUCGUAUCCGCAGACAGGCAGGUCAGUCGGAUCCCAGGGCCUACGUCACAGCUCAUUUCAAGACCCUCCCCAUGGAGUUCACAUUAGGUGACGGCCGAAACUAUGGCGACUUCCGCAACCGUCCACUGCAAAAUGGCCAGGAGUAUGUUUUCUUUGUGCUCGCACUGCUAGACCUCUCUGAGAAUACCAUGUACGCUACAAGCCCUUAUUCUGACCCCGUGACCUCAUCGGACGUGGAUCCUCAGCCAAUCGUUGAUGAGGAAGAGGGGCUGUUGUGGGUGGUGGGUCCUGUACUGGCUGUGAUCUUCAUCGUCUGCAUCGUCAUCGCCAUUCUACUCUUCAAGAGCAAACCUGACAGAAAAAGGGCCGAGGCUGAAGGAAGGAAGGGCAGUUUUCCCUGCAGCAAAGCCAUGUCCUCCCACCAUCCCACCGAUCCAGUGGAGCUACGCAGAAUCAACUUCCAGACUCCAGCCUACCGUGUAUCAGUGUACCGCGGUUAUCGGCGUUUGUCAAGCAUGGCAAGUCACCCGCCCAUUCCCAUCUCUGAGCUGGCAGAUCACAUUGAACGCCUCAAGGCUAACGACAAUCUCAAGUUCUCUCAAGAGUACGAGUCCGUCGACCCCGGUCAGCAGUUCACAUGGGAGAACUCCAACUUGGAGGUCAACAAACCAAAGAACCGCUAUGCUAACGUCAUUGCCUAUGAUCACUCGAGGGUUAUUCUCUCCAGCAUUGAGGGUGUCCCUGGCAGUGACUACAUCAACGCUAACUAUAUUGAUGGCUACCGCCGUCAGAAUGCCUAUAUUGCCACUCAGGGCUCCCUCCCUGAGACCUUCGGGGACUUCUGGAGGAUGGUCUGGGAACAGCACACAGCCAACAUCAUCAUGAUGACCAAGCUGGAAGAGAAGUCAAGGGUGAAGUGUGAUCAGUACUGGCCAACACGCGGCACAGAGACCUACGGCCUCAUCCAGGUCACUCUGCUGGACACAGUGGAGCUGGCUACCUACUCUGUCAGGACCCUCGCUCUGUACAAGAGCGGGCUCCAAUGAAAGCGUGAAGUUCGUCACUUCCAGUUCACAGCCUGGCCGGACCACGGGUGCCCUGAACACCCCACCCCCUUCCUGGCCUUCCUUCGCCGGGUGAAGGCUUGCAACCCUCCCGAUGCAGGACCCAUGGUUGUCCACUGCAGUGCUGGGGUGGGCCGCACCGGCUGCUUCAUCGUGAUCGACGCCAUGACGGAGCGAAUCAAGCACGAGAAGACCAUCGACAUCUACGGCCAUGUCACGCUGAUGCGCUCCCAGAGGAACUACAUGGUCCAGACGGAGGACCAGUACAUCUUCAUUCAUGAUGCACUGCUGGAGGCCGUGACCUGUGGGAACACCGAGGUCCCUGCCAGGAACCUGUACUCCUACAUCCAGAGGCUAACGCAGAUUGAACCGGGGGAGAAUGUCACCGGAAUGGAGCUGGAGUUCAAGCGUCUGGCAAGUGCCAAGGCCCACACAUCACGGUUCGUGAGUGCCAAUCUGCCAUGCAACAAGUUCAAGAACCGGCUGGUGAACAUUAUGCCCUAUGAGACCACGCGCGUCUGUCUGCAGCCAAUCAGAGGAGUGGAGGGAUCUGACUACAUCAACGCCAGCUUCAUUGAUGGAUACAGGCAGCAGAAGGCCUAUAUAGCAACCCAAGGCCCGCUGGCUGAGACCACAGAGGACUACUGGAGGAUGCUGUGGGAACACAACUCCACCAUAGUUGUAAUGCUAACCAAACUAAGAGAAAUGGGACGGGAAAAGUGUCACCAGUACUGGCCCGCAGAGCGCUCAGCCAGGUACCAGUACUUUGUGGUGGACCCCAUGGCUGAGUACAACAUGCCCCAGUACAUCCUUCGAGAGUUCAAAGUCACAGAUGCCAGGGAUGGCCAGUCGCGGACAGUUCGUCAGUUCCAGUUCACUGAUUGGCCAGAGCAAGGAGUGCCAAAGUCAGGGGAAGGAUUCAUUGAUUUCAUUGGCCAGGUGCACAAAACUAAAGAACAGUUUGGCCAGGAUGGGCCAAUUACUGUGCACUGCAGUGCCGGAGUAGGGAGGACUGGUGUCUUCAUCACCCUCAGUAUUGUGCUGGAGAGGAUGAGGUAUGAAGGAGUGGUGGACAUAUUCCAGACUGUCAAGAUGCUGCGCACCCAGAGACCUGCCACCGUUCAGACAGAGGACCAGUACCAGUUCUGCUACCGGGCCAGUCUGGAGUACCUUGGAAGCUUUGAUCACUAUGCAACAUAAACCCAGUGGCCGUCUCUCAUGCCACAUCCAACCGAGUGCAGUUUUUCUCAGGUCCCGCGCCACCUGAAUAAAUGCACUAGGCUGCGAUGUGACUUUGAAGAUUUCCGCCACCACAUGCAGAGUGAAGGGGGACCAUCGGCUUAUCCUGUACCCAGAAACAGCACCUCUAACUGAGCCAUAGCAACCUGCUUGACAAGGGUGUUUCUUUUCCACCCUCAGCCCAAACACGCCCAUUGGUCAGUCUGAAGAAGCAACUUCAACCACUGUUCCAACCAGAAUACUUGAUCAAAUAUAGAUUUUUAUUUGUUUCAGUGCUUUUUGUGAGCACCCAGAUUGCUUUUUCGUUGUUUGGGUGUGGAACUCUCACCUCCACCAGUGUAGCAUCACCAACCUAAAUACAGGACCCGGCUACAAUAUUUUUCUGUCACAGGAAACUUAGAUUUUUCUAUCAUGAGGACUGUCUAGAAGGAGUCUACAAAUCCAUCUUAUGGAAGCCUCGUGGACUGAAAGAACUGGGACUUUAGAGCACCAGAGAAUUGCCAACAGGAGACUGAAAACACAGAGCACACAGUAUUAAAAAGACAACACACAUCCAAAAAAAAAAAAAAAAGACACAAAGAAGUGUAUUUUUUUCUGUUUUGUUUUGGAAACAGACUCUCGUUUCCCAUGAAUGAAAAAGAAGAUAUUUCUACCAUACAGUAAUAAACACCACCAGUUCAACCUUAUGCUUCACGAUUUAAGAUAUGGGAAGUUUAAGAGAGGUUUAAAAAUGAAUACCACAAAGUAAAACAUUAAUUUAGUUUUUUAGAAGAAUAUGUGACUAUUUUGUUUUUUAAAAAAACUGAGUAAUCCUUAUGGCACGUUCAGUUUUUUUGUUUGUUUGUUUGUUUGUUUUUACAAGUUUAUGACUUUGUCUGUAAUGACCAUACAAAGGCAAAGUUGUAUUUUUUUCUUUGUAAUCCAAUGAGCUGUAGCCAUUUUUUUAAAGUGAUACGGUACUGUUUUAAAGUGUACAAUCAAAUCUAGUGUGGAAAAUGUUCACGGUUCUAUGAAAAAUGCCACCAUUGAGUGUCACUCUCCUGUAUUCUCCACCCACUCUCUUUUUCAAAAACACACGUUUCGCAUGCACACAGGACUCGCAACCUCAUUGCUAUCUCGCCUGCAGCGUCGGAGACCUGAAGACGGUUAUUUUUAAUUCCCAGGGCCCCACUGGGUUACAGUAUUAACACUGCUGCUACCGGAAAGUCCCAAGAAUAAUCCCGCCAAGUUCUCCUAUGUGUACGCUUAAGGAAAGCCAGAUAGAACACAAGUGCAGAGAAAGAGAAAUGUGGGGGGAAAAAAGAAAAGAAAAAAAGCAACUAUUUAUGUGUCCAGAUAAGCUUCACAAAGAUUUCUCAAGCAGGGAGCGAGAAAGGGAUGUAGGAAAGGGAUGGGAUGUGGGGGUUGGGGAAAGAACAAUUUUCUCACUGGAAUGCUCACCUUUGACUUUUCUCUGUGUCUGAUUCAGUGUGCAAUAAGUAGAUGUAUUAUAUAUUUUUGUGUCCAGUCACUAACUGCAGUUAUAUGCCAUGAUGAUGAUGAUAGUGAUGAUGGUGCAUCAUUUUUCCAGACACAAGGAUGUUACACUUAAUAUGGUUCCCACCACCAUUUAAUGUGUCCAGAUUGAGGAAUCACCUUUGACCUCUUAGGAAGUAGAUCUUUUAUCAUGUCACAGCUCCAGUAGAUGAUGUCAUCCUUCUGUCUGUCACGGCAACCAACGAAUGAUCGAACUCAUGUUUCAAACAGCAUCUAAUAAGUAUUUUGAUUUUAGAUUUCUAGUGCCUUAUAUUACACGCCUAUUUUGAUAAAGUUACUUAAAAGGAUUUUUCGUGUACUUUAUGUAUGGAUGCUUGUGCGUACGUGAACUGAACGUCUGUGUAUAUGAUUUUGUUAUGUUGCAGUACGUGAAAGUAAUUUGUGCGUUCUGUUUUUCGGCUGUGAAAUUCUGAAUGGAAGGCUCUGUGUGGGCUGGAUAGUUGUACUCAUCGUUUCAAACCCAGCAACUCCAUCAUCAUAUCUCUUUUAUUAUGGAAAAAAAAAGGAAAAAAAAACUUAUCUUACAUGUGACUCAACUGCACAUAAAAUGUGGUUUCAAAAUGGCUUCUUAAGCAGAAUGAGCUGAUCAUUUUGGACAGAAAAAAAGAUAUGUUUCUGUGCCAAGAUCUCCGUCUUUUCUCCGCAGGACACUUACACAAACUUUGUGUAUAUACUCUUCUCAUGGAGACUUCAGUUUCCCUGCCAUUAAAUUUUGGCCACACAAGCAUCUUUGGCAGCGACUGUGAGCUGGCUCAGACAAGUCAUACUUUCUCAGCCAUGUAGAAAUCUAUAUAAAGCUGAAAGCCAGUGACUCUGUUUGUCAGUUUGAAGAAAAAGAAAAAAAUCAAACAUAUGAGUACGCCCACCUGAAGCUCUUCGCCUGGAAUCAGUCAAACCGGCCAUCUGUGUUCCAUAUUCUGAUGACUACAUUCAUGUAUGUUUUCUGUUACCAACAAAGGCUGAGAGAAGUUCAGGUGCUACGUCUCCAACGACACGGAAGCUACGUAGUCAUUUUUUUUGUAUCUCCAUUAACGCUUGAUCAUAUAAGGGAUCGCUGACAGUUUUCCACCAUCUUACAGUAACCCUGUCGUCGUUUUUGUAUGCAUGGUACCACUUUUGAGAUGCCCCUUUGGUCGCACCUGUUAUGGGAAGACUUGCACUUUCUCUCUUUGUACUAUGCACUAAUACUAGUAUCCUAUUAUCUCUCAUAGCCCCGCCCCCAAAAAGGAGUCUUACUUGAAGUCAGUAAAGAUGGACCCUGUAAUGCUCACAUGGUUGUGUAUAUGUAAAUAACACAAAACACAGAGAGUAAAUUGAAAUGCAUUAAUAAAUAAACAAACGACAAAGGUAAAGAGUGAAUAGAAAUUUAUCAGAUAUAGAGAGUGAUAUAAUUAAAAGGAUGCACCUGAAAUCACAGUUUUAUGGCACAGCAGUAUGUGCAAUACAUCACAUUGUGGAUUUGUUGUCCCACAAAAGAGAAGUUUCACAAAAAAAGUGUUCUAUUUUACCCCCAAUGUAUCAUGUAGAUGGAUUAAACUGGAGUUUAUAAAUUGUAUAAAAAUGAAAAUAUGGUGUGUUACUUGGAUCAGUUACCUCCAAUUGGUCUGUACAUGUAAACUUUUUUGUUUUGUUUUCUGCUCCGAGUCAACAAGUGCUUUUUAUUUUCUUACAUUGGUUCUCGGAGCGUGUGAAAACUGAAAAACAGGUCUGUAUGGAUUUCUGUUCUUUAUCGACACAAGUUUCAUUUGUUACAAAUAAACUCAAGUGAAAGAA